Molecule: messenger RNA, 798 nt
Organism: Symbiodinium sp. CCMP2456
Lineage: Eukaryota; Dinophyceae; Suessiales; Symbiodiniaceae
Source: the annotation of a GenBank genome assembly
AUGAUUCAGAAAUAUACCGUGGAGGCAGUUCGGAAUCUGACACGCUUGGCUCUGGGAGCACUAAUCAAAUUGGGGAAAGACACCUGGGGGUUGUUCAAGGGGUCUGCAGUGUCUGCAGUCUUCGACGACCGGCGGUGCUUUCGCGAUCCUGCAGCUGUUGCCCUUGGUCACGACAAUGCUUGCGUGUUGGUGCUGGAGCAGGCGAGCGACACCAGGAAAGACAAGAAGGAGAAGGAGAAGAAGGACAGACAUAAGGACACAGAGAAAGCAAAGAAGGAGAAGGAGAAGGAUAACAAAGACAAGCAGAAGAAUCACAAAGACAAGGCCAAAGAGAAGAAAGACAAGGAUCGAGACAAGGAGAAAGACAAGGACAGAGAGAAAGCUGACAAAGAAAAGGACAGAACAAAGGAAAAGGAAGAGAAGCUCCACCAGAGAGAGGACAAGGAGAAGGACACACAGAAGGACAAAGAGCCCUCGGAGACUGCAAGAGUGGAAAAUGCUGAGAAGGCCAGUGCUGCUGCAUCCGCCGAUAUCCACCGGCACAUUUCACGGGCAAUGAAACCGCUUCCCGUUGCUCAGAAGUCCAAAGCUAAGAAGAAAGACGACAAGUCCGAGGCAAAAGACAAGCCAAAGCACAGUGAUAACGGCGAGAGGGACCGGAGGAAGAAGUCGUCGCGAAGUUCCAGCAGCAGCUCAAGCAGCCGACGGCAGCGCAGAAAGCGAAAAGAGCGCGAGAAGGAGCGGAGGAAAAGGAAAGACAAAAAAUCCCAAAGGUCCAGUUCCAGCUCCAGCAGCUGA